This is a messenger RNA of Colletotrichum orchidophilum, 1596 nucleotides long. RefSeq lists its product as uncharacterized. The record is from RefSeq and is a predicted model, not a curated record. The transcript has a single exon. NCBI's taxonomy places the organism in Eukaryota, Fungi, Ascomycota, Sordariomycetes, Glomerellales, Glomerellaceae. Bases 1 to 1596 code for a protein of 531 amino acids.
AUGGCUACAGCAAACGAAGAGACGCCGUCGUUCCGGUGCGACUCCCCAUCAUCAGACGCAUCCCCGACUCCAGCUAUCGGCGCUUGUCCCGAGCUGUCUCGCUGCGUGUCAACUGCCUCUUCCGUCUCCCACGGAUCCGCCACCGAGGGUAACUCCCGCGAAUCUCUGGGAAGCUUCCGAGGCAGCACAUACUCCAGACAGUCCUCCGGAAACUACAGCCGCCGCUCCGACGUUAGCUUCGCAUCUUCCCGACAGUCCACUUGCAGCAGCGUGGAAGUUGGCCGCUCUUCUAGUCGGCGCCGAGGAUUUGUUCGACCACAGGGUACCGACUUCGCUGCGAGUGCUCGUCACAGGGAGAGCGUACUCAGCUUGGGAAGCAUUGCCCACCUGCAGUAUUACUUCGCUCGAACCGGUCUUCUCGAUGGCAAGGGCGCUCAGCUAGCGAGAAAGAACAAGGUCAAAGGAGGACUAGACCUCUCCUCUGUUAGCAGCUCGAGCUCGUCUUCGCCAAGGAUCAUUGAUUCGGAGGGAAACAGCCCGGAACUUGGUUCUCAUCCUUUUGGCGCGGGGCCAAUGGCGGAAUCACCUACCGAUGAACAUCAGUACUACUCUGACGAUUUCGAAGAGGACCCGGAUGUUCUGCCUCCGACUGCGAGCACAUAUAUCCACAGAAAUAAGCCAGUGCCGAAGCCUCCGACGAUAGAGGAGCUGAAGACAGACUUGACAGGAUCUCUUGACAAGGCGGCUCAGGCCUUGAGACACGCCAAAAAGCAUAGAGAUAGUAGCCCGGUGCCGGAACUGCCGGAAAUUCCCAUGAGGGGCCAAAGCACGCCCACCAAGAAAACGUCUACGGGCUGGCAUGAGGUUCAGGGUAUGCACAUCCUCGAUGUCAUGACACUGGCCAUUCGGGCUGCCAGGAACUAUUACACGGCGCAUGAGAUCCCCGAGCGGUUGGACGCUAUCAAGUCUGAAAAGGAAAUUCGCACAGAACUACUCUCCGUGAUGGAGACCUUGAAGCAGAUGGCAACCCGACAAUGGUCUGGUGGAAUGAGGGACGAGGAGCUGCGGAUCCUCGAAUCCUGGAUCUCGGGACUUUUCAGCAUGUUAAAGACUGAAGAGGAGAUGAUCGAAGCAGAAAAGGCCGAGCGAAGCUCUUGGACCUGGCUGCAGGGCGACUGGACUGGCAAAGAAGUGGAAAGAGAAUUGGCCUUCAUGUCCUCGCUCAACCCCCAGGCCGGUCCGCUGCCGGACUACACGCCCGUAGCCGACGCAAGCGAGUGUCCGACGUCUUUUCUCAUCAGUUUGCAAAACGGCAUUCGGCUCGUGGAGCUGCACAAUGCGGCGGUAAAAAGGUCAAAACGGCGAUUCGGCUUGAUUACCACAUUCCACACCGACACAGACAAGCCGUAUCGCUCUGCAGACAACAUUCGGUACUGGGCCAAAGCAGCAGAGCUGCGCUGGGAGGUGCUACUAAAAGUAGAUGCCCUGGGCAUCGUCUACAACAAUUCUCCCGAAGUCUGGGUUAACUUCGAGAAGGCCAUCAUGGAUUGGAGCAGAAAGGUCCGCGAGGAGAUCACUCCCGAACUUCUAAGCUAA